This is a messenger RNA of Peronospora matthiolae, 315 nucleotides long. The record is from the annotation of a GenBank genome assembly. NCBI's taxonomy places the organism in Eukaryota, Oomycota, Peronosporomycetes, Peronosporales, Peronosporaceae.
AUGGGAGCUACGAGGGACUCAAUUGUGUUGACGGCUUUGAUGCCGCCGGGUGGUUAUGGAGUAGAGAUGAAGCGCUGGUCACCACAUGGCCCUGUCGUUGACGACGAUUGCCGCGUCUAUGUCUCAAUGGCUUGCAUUGAGUGGGCUUACAUAUGCUUCAGUUUCCACAAACUGGUCUACCUGGGACGAGUGGCCACGGUGUUGAACCAACUGCAUCGUGUCUCCAACUGCCUGAUCGUACCUCGGCCAAAGCGGUGCCAAACCUCCAAGCUCAUUCGGGUUUCUACGCUACAGUCAACACUCCAUCCGGUCUAG